Cavia porcellus (domestic guinea pig) is the source of this 1773-nucleotide messenger RNA. It is a transcript of the gene Map3k7cl, whose product is annotated as MAP3K7 C-terminal like. Lineage: Eukaryota; Metazoa; Chordata; Mammalia; Rodentia; Caviidae. The record is from RefSeq and is a predicted model, not a curated record. The transcript is spliced from 6 exons. Gene Ontology annotation, cellular component: cytosol; nucleus. Bases 339 to 767 code for a protein of 142 amino acids.
GGGUCACGCUGAAGACAUUCCUGUCCUGUGAAGCAAGUCUGCUUGUAUUUUAGGUUUGCCAGGACUAAUGAAUUAAAAUGUUUGGACUCUCCACAACUCGCUGUUUAUCAAUGCCUCUGACAGGAGGAGGGUUUUCUUUUGCGCUUGCUUUUUCUAGAAACAUGACAGCAUCCUGGCUGCGAGUGGGGUGAGCAGGUGCAGCCCGCCUGCUCACUGAGUCUUUGCUGCACAAAGACAACGACUGGCCAAGGCAGCGGCUGGCCCUGGAUUACACAAGCGCAGACACUCAACUAAGUGAGCUGGAAGACCCAGGAGAAGGCCGGGCCUCAGGUGCCCACAUGAUCAGCACAGCAAGUGUACCUGCGGAUAAGCCAGUACGCAUCGCCUUUAGCCUCAAUGACGCCUCAGAUGACACGCCUCCUGAAGACUCUAUUCCUUUGGUCUUUCCAGAAUUAGACCAGCAACUACAGCCUCUGCCUCCGUGUCAUGACUCUGCGGAAUCCAUGCAGGUGUACAAACAACACUGCCAAAUAGCAGAAGAAUACCAUGAAGUCAAGAAAGAGAUCGCCCUGCUCGAGGAAAGGAAGAAGGAGCUCAUUGCCAAGCUGGACCAGGCAGAAAAGGAGAAAGUGGAUGCUGCCCAGCUGGUUCGAGAAUUUGAGGCUCUGACAGAGGAGAAUCGGACCCUGAAGUUGGCCCAGUCACAAUGCGUGGAGCAACUGGAGAAGCUUAGAAUACAGUAUCAGAAGAGGCAGGGCUCAUCCUAACUUGAAAUCUUUAAAUGUGAGGGUAAGAGGUUGGUGACUGCUGUGCACUGGCAAAAAAAAAAAAAAAAAAAAAAAAAGUCUUUUAUUUUAAAGGAAUAGCAAAUAAAAUCUAUUGCUUUUCUUUAUUACCCACAUGGCAAGUGUCUAGAAAGAGUUUAAUGCUUGCUGGCUUCUAGCUUGAAAAAGGAAUAUUUUAUUUUAAGUGAGAUCAUUAGUGCAAAGCUAUUACCAGUAUAUAUUUUCAGAGAUCAGGAUUCUCUUUCAAAGAUAUAUAUAUAUUUUCUUAUUUAGGAAGAUCAGAUCAUACCACACAUCAGGAUAGGAGACAAUAAAAGUAGGAUAUUGACCGACCCUGCUAAAAAUCAUGAGCCAUGAAACAAACCAGUAAAAUACGCAUUGCCCUUCCACAUCCGUGCAUUUUUAAAUUUCAUGCUCUUAACAUUUCGAAUCUGUUCAAAUAUAAACCACUGGAAACUUCUCUGCAUAUAUUUAUGUUCACCCAUCAGACGCAAUCCUUCACUGAUAGGUUUCCUAAGAAUAAAUGGUCUCAUGAAUGUCCAUAAAAGUUUUCUCAUAAAACUAUUAGCAGAAACCAUAUGUGUGCCCAAAGCUCAUUUGCCAGUGCUGACUUCCUGCUGGAAUAAAGAAACAGGAAAGGCUUCCUUUGCUUCAUCUGUGUUCACUCAGGCAGCAUCUCUGCCUUGCUUGCGUGUGUUCUGGAGGGUUUGGGGGAAAUGGAAAAUUUUGUUUGGACCUUGCUUUGGUCAGUUCCCGUGAAAACACCAGUGAAAUUAUUACUAUUAUUUUUGUUUGAAUUUAAAGAGAUAUCUUAGGUCAGUAAUAACUGAUAGGAAUAUGUGCAUAAAUUCAGAAUUGAAAUGUUUUUUCCUUCAUUCUAGCCAUCACUAUAUUUUCUCAAAUUGAUCUUUGUUUUACGUCCAUUUCUACUUGUGUAACUUUGUUUUUCAGUAAACAUGGAUUAAAAGCUACUGGGUUGUGUUUUCUC